CCGGUAAGUCAUUUGCAAGUACAACAGUCCUCUGUGCGCCCCCAUUCAUUUCCUGCACAGAGCAGCUGAGGGAGAAGAGACACUGUAUAAGGGAAGGAAAUAAUUCUCUUCUGCAGCUUUCCAGCAGUGCUCGGACAGCAAAGACACCUUUGAGAACAUAAUGUUAAUGCUUGACGGGAUGCCGACAGCAAGAGUCAAACCAGAGCUUCUGGAAUCUGAACGAGGGUCUCCACGAGACCCUAACUUUUCAGAUAUGGAAGCUGUCCCUAUUUUGCUUAACAAUGUGAAAGCAGAACCUCCAGAGGACUUGCUAUCCACCGAUCAAUAUCAGACACAAACUGAGCCAGUGGACUUGUCCAUUAACAAAGCCCGGACAUCACCAACAGCAGUAUCAUCGUCACAGUCCUCACCCAGCUCAGUGUCAACAACCUCAGUCUCUUCAAUGUCCUCUUGCUCUCCUCGAUUGACUUCAUCCCCAACUGUGAUAACCUCAGUGUCUUCAUCAUCAGGAAUGUCAACAGUAUUAGCAUCGGGCUCUAUUGUGGCAUCUUCACCGGCUGUUGGGGGCCAGCAGUACUUGCACAUAAUCCACCCGGUGCCACCUUCAAAUCCUAUGAAUUUUCAGUCCAGCAAACUGAGUCACGUGCAUCGCAUUCCAGUGGUUGUACAGUCCCUUCCUGUGGUCUACACUGCCAUGAGGUCACAGAGGAACCUCAACUCCACCAUUGUACUCCCAAUGUUAGAGGAUGGAAGGAGUCAAAUGAAAGUGGACGCUCAACAGUGCAUUGUGAAAAAACCAUUCAGCCUGCAGCCUCACAGUAUUGUUCCACACAACCACUCCUGGCACCAUACUAUAAUUGAAGGGGAGAUAGCACAACUGAGGAGUUUGUCACCUGGACGUAUCAAAAGUGAUAGCGAGGAUGAUGACCUGCCAAAUGUGACUUUGGACAGUGUUAAUGAAACUGGAUCCACAGCACUCUCUAUUGCACGAGCUGUACAGGAACAGUUGCUGGGAGGCACGAGUGAUGAAUUUAGUUCUUCACGAGGGACACGGGGCUAUGACAUGAAGUUCCAAAUCAGCAGAAGCUUCAGUCCCAAUUCGGAUUCACCUUUCAGUAUUGAGGGUACAAGACUACAACGAAGAUCUGAGUCCCCUGACUCGAAGAAACGACGCAUACACAGGUGUGAUUUUGAGGGCUGCAAUAAAGUGUACACAAAAAGCUCUCACUUGAAAGCACACAGGAGGACGCAUACAGGUGAAAAACCUUACAAAUGCACAUGGGAAGGCUGUACAUGGAAAUUUGCUCGUUCGGAUGAGCUUACAAGGCACUACCGCAAGCACACGGGGGUAAAACCCUUCAAGUGUGCAGACUGUGACCGCAGUUUCUCACGCUCCGAUCACCUGGCACUGCAUCGUCGAAGGCACAUGCUUGUUUGAAAGUGUUUUGGAGAACAAUGGGGCACCAGAGCAGGAUCUCUUCCAAACCCCUCCCGAAUUCAGCUGGGCUGAAUUAUCAAGAGUAUUGAGUGAGGAGACAUCUCCAAUCAUCCGAAAGGAGGAAAAAGAUAAAAAGCACUCUAAUCUUUCCCACUGCUGACAGUCAAAACCAACUGUUGGCCAUUUAGCAAUUUAGAUUGUUUCAGUUUGGCCUGCGUUCUUGUCCAAGGCUAUUCAUAAUGAGUUGGUGCAUUUUUUUAAAAGAUAGUUCUCAUUUUAAAUCAAUUUGUCUUUACUACGAUUCUUCAACUACUGGAUAAACCUGUAGCAAUAGGAUGAUAUUUAGUGCUAAAUGUUAGUUCAGAACUUAGUUUAACCCAUCAUUUCUAUUUCCACUUUUUUAUACUGGUUUGGAAAGCUCUGUCUUGUAGAGACCUCAUUUGAGAAAUAAAAAAACAACAAGCGAGGAUGUUUUCCUCUACUGCGCACUCAUGCCCUAAACAUUGGUGCGUGGAGGAUAACACGGUCCACACUCGAUGAAGUGAUUUAUGCAUCAGUAGCAGGAUCAUGGAUCAUGAUGGACAGGUCACUAUUCUGCAACAGAAUCAAUCAAAAACCCCUCCUUUAGUUGAAGAAUUACAUCAGCUGCAGUGAUCUCUACUGGGUCACGUAAAUAAACUGGGGGUGGGUGGGGGGAAAUAGAGGCAGUACAGCUUUGGUGACUUGUUGUACACCAUAGUACGUUAUGACUUGGUGCUUAUGCUUUUCCAGGUAUCCAGCCACCUGCAUGACUGCACUCACCGGGGAUUGUGCAUUUCUCACUGGAACCACAUUGAUCCAGUUUUAUUUUCCAUUAAGUUAUGUAGGGGUGUAUCACAUAGUGUCAAAGAAAUGUAUUAACAAACUAUGUGCAAAUUAGGAAUAUGGAUUUUUUUUUUGGGCUAUGCGUUAUUGGUUCUAUUAGAAGCCUGUAGGUCUAUUCUAGCUUUUAAUCACAUUCAAUGGGCUAUCAUAAAUACCUGAAGCCUUAUUUUGUUUCAGUUGUGUUUCCAUCAGAAAAUAGCAUCUCGUAGAACUAUGACAUAAAAAGGGAGCUAUCAUGUUGGCCCAAUAUUAUUCAAAAGCAAAUUUACCAUUAAGUGCAGUGUUUCGUAGGCCUCUAAUAAUAAUAGUGUGGGCAACAUAUCACAGAAUCCUUGUUCUACAUAUAGAAUCUAAGUCUUUCUAUUUGUUGGACUUUGAUUAAUGCUAUGGAGUGAUGGUCUACUGCCACAUUAUCUUUCAUAACCGCAGCAUUUGAACCACACAGAGUUAUGCAUUUACCCAUCUAUUGGUUGCUGGCACCGUCCAUUAGAACACUUAAUGCUCGACAUGAAAUGCAAGGUAAAAAUAGGAAAAGGUUCUGCUGAUAACAGGCAGCAGUGAUGGGGAGAAAAUGACAAUUUCAUUAGUUAGUCAUUGCUUAAGAUUACCAGUGAAGAACUUGCUACAACUCUCCAGAGUAUCAGUCAUUACUAAGAGUUUUUAUAUUGCGGUGUAUUACUGUACAAAUUAGAAGUGCAUGAAUUAGAUUCCUUUUUACUUAACAGGGAAACAGCCGACAAUAAUUUGUUAGUUAAGUAAGAGCUAAGGUCUACUUUGCUGGGUUUCAGUUAAUGAUAAUGUCCCUUGUGUAUAGGAGGCUUCUUUAAGCAAUCACUGUCUUAAUCACACAGGCACAGUUAAACUCUUUCACCUCACUAUUGGGGAAACUGUAUGAGUUUUCUAUGAGUGUUUAUCCAUAUUAUCUUGACUGGUUCAAAUCUACUUUUUAAGAUCAUAUGUACAGUAGGUGACAGUUCAUUCCGCUCAUCUGCUUGAAGACAGCAAUAUUUCUAGGGGAAAAAAAAAAUCAAAAAUCAAAAAAGACUGAUAAACACAGCGCAGAGCCGCUCUUAUUGAUAUUUGAAGCCUGCCAGUAGCAUCUUCUAACCCGAUUAAUGUGACAUUAUAUCACAUGAAGAAGAAAAGGGAGAGUCGGAGGUGUCUUUCUUCUGAUAUGCUGAUUUCUACUUGUCUUCUUGUCGAGACAACAUGUUUGUACAAAUGUGAAAUUGGAAUACUAAUAGUGCCGAGUUCAUUCUUGUGUUGCACAAAUUGUCAAUAAUGUUGAAAGUAUUAAACCCCUUACCCCCUCACAGGGCAGUAUUCUUCAAGGAGUAAACUGUUGGCCUUCAUAUGAACCUGAUUUUGAGGACCCACCAUAACAGACAGGGCCAUUAACUUUAACAUCUUAGUUCUCUCUCUCCAAAUUUCACAAGUUGCUUCAACAGCAGUCUAUCUUGUGAAAUUAUCAAAAUACCCAUUCCACUUAAUUUAAUAAAAUACCAUAAUUAAACUGUAAGUGUUUUAUGAAAUAUGAAUCACCCUCACAUCUGAACUUACUAACAAAACAUUUUGUACAGAAAAAAAAUCAGUGAAGGCCAAGGUUUAAAGUUGCAGCUUAAAGUCCAGGAGAUGAAAGUAUGAUUUCUUGAAGAUGGAUACUGUCCUUAAAAGUUACCAGCUCCUUUUGAAGCCACAAAGACACAAUGUCUUGCACUUUGAAUUAGCCUCAGUUGAGAAAAAAAAAGAUUUAUACAGGGAUUAACAUCCAAACUCUCAAAAACCAUUCUGAUAUUUUACUGUACUAGUUAGGACAUCUAUUUUAAAUAUAAUGUAUUAUAUGUGAAAGUUCAAAGUAUUUUGAGAGUCAUAGUUUUACAUAGACUGUAAAUAGCAUUGGGGGUGGCGGGGAAGAAACUAAAUUGGAAGGCUUCUAACUUUUAGUUCUAAAGUGUACCCAGUGAAUUUUGCAAACAAAGUAUACAAAUUGGCUGAUUUAUUAAAGGACUUGCAUAAGUCCUGCAAUAGUUUUUAAACCCCAGUGUUUUCUUCUUUAGGAAUGAAUUCCAUUUUUGGAUCUUCUGAAGAAGAUUGCCUUUUCUUGGUCUUUGUACACUAUUUAGUUCAGGCAAUAAGUAUGUGACACGUUUAUUAACAUUUAUGUAAGUGUUGUUCUUGUAUUUAUGUACAAUGUAUGUAUUGUAAAUAUAUCCAGAGCUUUUCAUCUUACUGUAAAAUGAUGAUAUCACCCAGAAAUGUAAAGGGAGUCCCUGUAAUGAAAUUCUGUGAGAGGAUGUUCUGUUUUGCCCCAGUCUGAAAGACAAAAAUGAACAAGUGUUUAGUUUUUCAUGUGUCCCGAAACUUCUCCGUCAGUGCUUUGCGUUUCUGUAUUCAACUUUCAUAUAAGCUGAGCUGUGAAUUGAAGAACUAUAGUACACAUCCUUAAACGUAUGCAUUUGUAAUUACCUGAAAUAUGAAUGGAGGCAUGAAGGUUAAAUAAAGUUGCUUUUGUAUGUAA
Carcharodon carcharias (great white shark) is the source of this 4820-nucleotide messenger RNA. RefSeq names its product Kruppel-like factor 12b (gene klf12b). The coding region runs from base 161 to 1438 and encodes 425 amino acids. The record is from RefSeq and is a predicted model, not a curated record. The transcript has 8 exons. Gene Ontology annotation, biological process: regulation of transcription by RNA polymerase II. Lineage: Eukaryota; Metazoa; Chordata; Chondrichthyes; Lamniformes; Lamnidae. Gene Ontology annotation, molecular function: RNA polymerase II cis-regulatory region sequence-specific DNA binding; DNA-binding transcription factor activity, RNA polymerase II-specific.